GCUGGAGCCUCCUCUAGAUAUACUGCUGGAUUCACUGAACUGCACAGCUUUCAGCGUACAAUGGAGAAUGCCCAGACAGCAUGCAAGCACCAUCACAGGAUACACUGUGUUUUAUUCAGAAGUUGAGACUGAUAAACCAAUUAAACAGUUUUCACAUGAUGUUCCCCUGAAUCUGGAGAUGCUUAGCAUGGGUCAACUUGAUGGACAAGCGAUUUUUGAAGUUGUUAUUGGUAAUUUAAAGCCAGGAACUCCACAUCGCGUGAGUGUAGGAGCAUAUGGCUGGGCAGGAAAAGGACGACCCAGCAUGCCCAGAAAUAUAACAACUUUAUCCCAAGAUAAAUGCAUGCCCCCAGAACCACCCUGCCAGCCUCAGGUCAUUGUGGUUUCUGAUUCAGAGGUUGCACUCUCAUGGAAGCCUGGAAUCAGUGAAGGAAGUUCUCCAAUCCAGUAUUACACUGUGGAGUUUAUCAGGUCUGACCUUGACAGCAAUUGGACAGUAAUAAAAGAGCAGAUCCAGAUGGAAUCCAUGGUUCUAAAGGGACUUCUUCCAAAUACCAAGUAUCAAUUUGCAGUGAGAGCAGCAAAUUCCUUUGGAUCCAGUUUACCCAGCACUCCAAGCGACAUUAUCAGGACACUCGGUUCAGAGGAGUUGGGAAGUGGCAGCUACGGGCAUCGAUAUAUCACAGAUACUGUAAUCAGUGAUGAUGAUGGAUUUGAAAUUGAUGAUUCAGACUACGACAUUUACAUUGAAGAGCUCAGACCACUUCCUGCUAUCAAAGGAGGUAACAGGAAGUUUUUGGUUGAAACCAAGGUCUCUCCAGGAUCUAAUUCAAGGCUCCUUCCCAGGCUAAUUACAACCACCUCACAUCCUAUUACUUCAGUGGCAACAACUACACGUCCCGUUCCCACAACAACAACUAGCACUACUACCGUAAAGGCAACAAGAAGGACUAGCCCAGCUUCAGCAGUACAGCACUUUGAUCUUUCCUGUGAUGAAACCACCUGCUCUGCUGACAGCUUCUGUGUUGAUGAUUAUGAUCUGGGUGCUACUCGAUGUCAUUGUAACCUAGGAAAAGGAGGAGAGACAUGCACAGAAGAUAUUAUCAUCCAGUAUCCUCAGUUCUCUGGCUAUUCAUACAUCACCUUUGAACCACUGAAAAAUUCAUAUCAGACAUUCCAAAUUACCCUUGAAUUCAGAGCUGAAGCAGAGGACGGUUUGCUGCUGUAUUGUGGAGAGAAUGAACAUGGACAUGGUGAUUUCAUGUCACUGGCAAUAAUCCGGUCCAAUAUUCACUUCAGGUUCAAUUGUGGCACUGGGGUUGCAGUCAUCAUGAGUGAAAACAAAAUCAAAUUGGGCAACUGGCACAGUGUCACUGUGUUCAGAGAUGGACUGAAUGGCUGGCUUAAGCUGGAUGAUGACACUCCAGUCACAGGUAAAUCUCAGGGCCAGUACAGUAAAAUUACAUUCCGGACUCCUUUCUAUCUUGGUGGUGCUCCUAGUGCAUAUUGGUUGGUCAGAGCAGCAGGAACCAAUCGUGGCUUUCAGGGCUGUGUUCAGUCACUCAUUGUCAAUGGGAGGAUAAUUGAUAUGAGACCCUGGCCACUAGGGAAGACUCUAAGUGGUGCUGAUGUAGGUGAAUGCAGCAGUGGAAUUUGCGAUGAAGCUUCCUGUAUCAAUAGUGGCACCUGCACAGCAAGUAAAGCUGAUUCAUACAUGUGCCUUUGCCCACUUGGAUUUAAAGGCCGUCAUUGUGAAGAAGCAUUUGCUUUGGUCAUACCUCAAUUCAACAUGUCUUUGAGGUCAUUUGCUACCACACCCUGGCCAUUGGAACCACAGAACUAUCUUUCCUUCAUGGAGUUUGAGAUGAUGUUUCGCCCUGAUUCGGAGAAUGGUGUCCUUUUGUACAGCUAUGACACUGACAGCAAGGACUUCCUGUCCAUUAACAUGGUGGCUGGCUACGUGGAGUUCAGAUUUGACUGUGGUUCAGGAACAGCUGUUAUCAGGAGUGAAGAAUCUGUCAGUCUGGGCCAAUGGCAUGAACUAAGAGUGUCUCGCACAGCAAAGAAUGGUAUCUUGCAGGUGGAUAAACAAAAACCAGUAGAAGGAAUGGCAGAGGGAGCUUUCACACAGAUUAAGUGCAGCUCUGAUAUAUUUAUUGGUGGAGUCCCUAAUUAUGAUUAUGUGAAGAAGAACUCAGGGGUCCUGCAGGCCUUCAGUGGAAGCGUUCAGAAGAUUAUCUUGAAUGACCGGACAAUUGAUGUGAAGCAAGAUUUCACUUCUGGAGUCAAUGUGGAGAAUGCUAUCCACCCCUGUGUGAAUUACCCCUGUGUUAACGGGGGCGGCUGUGUGCCUAAAAAAGACACUUACGAAUGUGAUUGUCCUUUGGGCUUUGAUGGGCAGCACUGUCAGAAAGAGUGUGGAAAUUACUGCUUAAACACCAUCACAGAAGCCAUUGAAAUUCCACAGUUUAUUGGCCGUAGUUACCUCACAUACGAUAACCCGGAUAUCCUCAAAAGAGUGUCAGGAUCACGAACAAAUGUUUUUAUGAGGUUUAAGACCACAAUGAAGGAGGGUCUUCUGAUGUGGCGGGGAGACAGUCCCAUGCGACCUAACAGUGACUUCAUUUCUCUUGGACUUCAAGAUGGAACUUUAAUAUUCAGCUACAACCUUGGCAGUGGUAUUGCUUCCAUAAUGGUGAAUGGCUCUUUCAAUGAUGGGAGGUGGCACAGGGUAAAGGCAGUUCGGGAUGGACAGUCUGGAAAGGUAACUGUGGAUGAUUAUGGUGCUAGAACUGGUAAAUCACCUGGAAUGAUGAGGCAGUUAAACAUCAACGGAGAUCUGUACGUAGGUGGCAUGAAGGAAAUAGCAUUGCACACAAACAGACAGUACAUGAGAGGUCUGGUGGGAUGUAUCUCACACUUCACACUGUCAACAGAUUACCACAUUUCACUGGUGGAAGAUGCUGCUGAUGGAAAGAAUAUUAACACCUGUGGGGCAAAGUGACGGAGGAAUCCUCACGUGGAAGAACCAUUGUUGUGCGGGUGUUUGAGUCUGGAAUGACUGAUAUGACUCUGAGGCAAAUGCUCUGUGUUCGUCAUGGAAGAACAAACAAAACUGAGAGGAAAUCAUAGACAAGGAGAACAUUUUCCAUUCUCCUUUUCUUUCAAUGCUCUUCUGACUAAACCAAACUGAGUAUUUUGUGUAGGAAAUGUCACAUUAAUCAUUAAAUGUUUAGUGAACACUGAAGAUUGUAUAUCGAAGCAAGCGACAAAGAAAGGGGUAAUGUAAUGAAUAGUUUAAUGACUGUGUUGUGAUCCAUAGAGAUUUUUUUAUAUCCAGCAUAACAGUACUGAAACAUAUGCGUUCUUUCCAGCUUACAAUGGCACAAUGAUUGUAGCAUCAGCAAACAUAUUUUCAAGCACUGUAUCUAUGCAUUCAAAUUCCUAUUCCGGAACAAGCCGUUCUACCCACUGAAAUAUACAAGGUUUGUAUUUCAUCCUAUGUAAAUAACACCAAUAGGCAACAGUUUCAAACCACCUUUGUUUGCUGAGGAAGAAAAUUCUUAAAGUCUACUUUUUUUAUUACAAAAGCAACAAUAUCAGCGAUCCAGUUUUGUAGCAGUAAUUUUGUACUUGUAUAUUUUUUAUAGCUGCAGCGGCAGAACUGAUCACAUAGUAUAACUUUUAAAAUAUAGGUGUACUAUACACUUAGCUCUUUGCACAGUUUCCUAAGGAUAACAACCUUCAAGUUGUUCUCUAAGGAAGUUUGAUGUCUGUAUUAUACCAUUUCUGUGGAGAUAUUUGUCAAGGAUAACCAGUUUUAAAUCUGACAUUUUUUUUGUAAAUUUUGACAGUCUGAAGUUGUACAUUUAUGAAGCUUUCCUGGCAUUGAAGCUUUUCCUGUGAUUAAAAAGGUAUAAAACCUC
Molecule: messenger RNA, 3926 nt
Organism: Alligator sinensis (Chinese alligator)
Lineage: Eukaryota; Metazoa; Chordata; Crocodylia; Alligatoridae
Gene: EGFLAM
Product: EGF like, fibronectin type III and laminin G domains
Exons: 23
Coding region: 68-3004 (978 amino acids)
Molecular function (GO): calcium ion binding; protein binding
Source: RefSeq, a predicted model, not a curated record